AGAGUCUUAGAAAAUGAGAUAGAGAGAUAUAUUCUCCUUAGUCAUCAUGAUUUUUGGUGUUUUCUUUUGAAAUCAAACAAGGUAAAAACCAGAUCUCUGUAAGAAGAGUCCGAAAGGGUUUUUUCUCCAUUCUUUUUUGUUUUAAAGUUUAGUAAGUAAAUAUAUUUGUGGAGAGGAUAUUUUAGAUUUAAGCUUGAGUUGUGCUUUUCUUGUCUCUUUGGGCAGAAUCGGAGGGAGAGAGAAAGAGAAAGAGAGUCAGUAUUUGAAUAUACUCCCAAAGAUUUAUCUGCUUGUGUUUGGAGAAAUCUUUGUUUGCUUUUGUUUUCUACUGUUUUUAAGCCUUUUGAAAGCUAGUUGUUUUCUAGCAACUAAUUUUCAAAACUAUCAGUUUUCGGAAUUUAGUUCCAAAACCAAAAAAAAAAAAAAAAAGAAAGAAAGAAAUUAUGUCCGGUGAUGCGUUUUCCAUGCCUGCUUCAAUAGGAGGGUUUGUUCAAGACCAAAAUAAUCCAAACCCUAACCCUAAAGCUAAUCCGAAUCCUGUUAAGAAGAAGAGAAAUCUUCCAGGAACUCCAGAUCCAGAUGCUGAAGUUAUUGCUUUAUCUCCCAAGACUCUUAUGGCUACAAACAGAUUCAUAUGUGAAAUAUGCAACAAAGGUUUCCAAAGAGACCAAAACUUACAGCUUCAUCGCAGGGGUCACAAUCUUCCAUGGAAGCUCAGGCAAAGAACCAACAAAGAAGUUAGGAAGAAGGUUUAUAUUUGCCCUGAGAAAACCUGCGUACACCAUGAUCCAUCCAGGGCACUUGGCGACCUCACUGGAAUAAAGAAACAUUAUAGCAGAAAACAUGGAGAGAAGAAGUGGAAGUGUGAGAAAUGUUCAAAGAAAUAUGCCGUUCAAUCCGACUGGAAAGCACAUUCCAAAACUUGUGGUACUAGAGAGUACAAGUGUGACUGUGGAACACUAUUUUCCAGAAAAGACAGCUUUAUCACCCAUAGAGCUUUUUGCGACGCCUUAGCUGAAGAGAGUGCAAGACUUACUUCAGCUGCAACCACAAACCUAAAUUUCAGAAAUGAUACUGUGAAUCUGCCUCAUGGAUUUGCUGGUCGAGGAGUUCAAGAUGUUGCUGGAAUUCCUCAAUUUGGUUCUGGUUUUGCGCAAGAUUAUAGCGGGAUGUCUGCAUCAGGUUUGCCUGAGAUGGUUCAAAUGGCUUCGGGCAAUCUCUUUGGCUCAUCUUCACUGACUAAUUUCUGUAACCACAGUAACUUCCCUGGAUUUGACAAGAGUGGUGCAACUUCAACAAAUUCCAAUCUCUCCUUAUCGCCAUUGCCACAAGGGUUAAAAGAAGAAGGUGGAAGCAAAGGCAAUUUGAUGGAAAGUUUUUCGUCUCUCUAUUCUGAUACUCAAUACAAGCAAUCUAAGCCUGCUGCACCCAUGUCCGCAACUGCACUUUUGCAAAAAGCAGCUCAGAUGGGUUCAACAAGAAGCAAUCCAUCGUUCUUUGGAAACAGUUUUGGUGUAAUGAGCUCAUCUUCUUCUCACACAGCUAGUUUUAGUUCAACUCAGAAUAGAAAUGAUCAGCUGCACCAGGUCUAUCCAAAUGUGAAGCAGCAACAAGAGAAUUUCAUGGCAUCAAGUAGUGUAUCAAUGAGCGUUGAUGCAGGUCUCGGAAGUUCGAACUUGAAUCCAAUGACAAGUACAGCAAGCAACAAUCAUGAUCAGCUCAUAUCACAAACAGGAGCAAAAAAAAGUGACCCAAGUCAAUUAAAGACGCACCCUGGUUCAAAUUCAAUCGAUCAAAGCCUGACUAGAGACUUCCUUGGCAUGGGCAAUGAUCAAUCUGCUCGUCCAUUUUUACCCCAAGAACUAGCCAAAUUUGCAUCAAUUGGCUCAACCAUGAGUCAAUUCACCAGCAACCACUGAGCUCAGCUACCUUUCCAAAUACCGUUACAGGCUUACAGCUCAGUAUAAAAAAUAUGCAGCAAAAAUAUACUAUCGGGGUCCUAUUCCUAUACAAUAUAUCUGCAAUAUAGUUUUAGAAAAGCUGAAAAUUGGGGACCGAAUUGGAGUCUCGGUGUAUAAGGUAAAGCAAAAGCAAACUCCCAGAAGAGCACAGAAGCUCAUCUUGUGAAUGGUCAGUGAAACUGCCAAAGGGGUCGGGGAAAGGGCCCCAAUUCCAUGUUUGAAAUGACCAAACAAUGAGCCAACUCCAAGUCAUGAAUGUACUCGUUGUUGUUCUUGUUGUUUUGUUCUGUGUCUCAACUCUCUUAUCGUUUUUUCAGAGUUGUUUUUUUUUCUUUACUUAUUUGUAUUAUUAUAAUAUUAAAAAUUUCUGUCUUCUUUUCGAAAUUAAACGGCACAGAAACGUAGUAAAGUAUGUGGUUGACUGUUCGUCAAAGUAAUGCGGCAGAGUCGUCAACGUUGGUGGGUUUAAGGAUUAGGAGAAGAGAGAGACUAAUUUACUAGUUUUAAUUUGUUCUUGGUUUUUAGAUUUGUUAAAAAGCUUACUUUGCACUGAUAAUUUUGUUUAUAUUUUAAUGUUUGG
Durio zibethinus is the source of this 2541-nucleotide messenger RNA. Its product is annotated as zinc finger protein JACKDAW-like. The record is from RefSeq and is a predicted model, not a curated record. Lineage: Eukaryota; Viridiplantae; Streptophyta; Magnoliopsida; Malvales; Malvaceae. Gene Ontology annotation, molecular function: DNA-binding transcription factor activity. Gene Ontology annotation, cellular component: nucleus.